AGGCCGCUUCCGGGCGUGAGUCCCGGCCCACCUCGGUGCCUCGGGGGAUGCGGGAGCGCGGCCGCGGGGCCAGUGCGCGGAACGUGCGUGCCUUGAGCAACGCGGCUGACUGCCGUGGAUGUUGUCUUGGUACGGACCCGGCGCUGUUCGUUAGCUCGCUUUCCACUCGCACUGCCUGAGGACCCACCAUGAGGCGCCUGGGCUCGGUGCAGCGGAAAAUGCCGUGUGUGUUCGUGACGGAGGUGAAAGAGGAGCCUUCCACCAAAAGGGAGCAUCAGCCAUUUAAAGUUUUGGCAACUGAAACUAUAAGUCACAAGGCAUUAGAUGCAGAUAUACACAGCGCAAUUCCAACAGAAAAAGUGGAUGGGACAUGUUGUUAUGUUACUACCUACAAAGGUCAGCCAUACCUUUGGGCUCGGCUAGAUAGAAAACCUAACAAACUAGCUGAGAAAAGGUUUAAAAAUUUUCUACAUUCAAAACAAAACUCGAAAGAAUUUUUUUGGAAUGUUGAGGAGGACUUCAAACCUGUUCCAGAGUGCUGGAUACCAGCGAAGGAAAUAGAACAAUUAAAUGGGAAUCCAAUGCCUGAUGAAAAUGGACACAUUCCUGGUUGGGUACCAGUGGAGAAAAACAACAAACAGUAUUGCUGGCAUUCCUCUGUAGUAAAUUAUGAAUUUGCAGUUGCCCUGGUACUGAGGCAUCAUUCUGAUGAUCCUGGUCUUUUGGAAAUUAGUGCAGUGCCGCUCUCAGAUCUCUUAGAACAAACCCUGGAGCUUAUAGGAACCAAUAUUAAUGGAAACCCAUAUGGGUUAGGAAGCAAGAAACAUCCAUUACAUCUUCUUAUACCACAUGGAGCAUUUCAAAUAAGAAAUCUACCUACUUUGAAGCACAAUGAUCUGUUGUCCUGGUUUGAAGGUUGCAGAGAGGGUAAAAUUGAAGGAAUAGUGUGGCACUGCAGUGAUGGCUGUUUAAUCAAGCUCCAUCGCCAUCAUCUUGGUUUAUGCUGGCCAAUCCCAGAUACUUAUAUGAAUUCAAGACCAGUUAUUAUCAACAUGAAUCUGAACAAUUAUGUGUAUGCCUUUGAUGCUAAGUGUUUAUUUAAUCACUUUUCAAAAAUAGAUAAUCAGAAAUUUGGUAGGCUCAAAGAUAUAAUACUCAAUGUAUAAACUGGAAAUGCAGUUAAAAACCAGCUUUGUUAUUAUAUUUCAAUAUUGAAUACUCUGCCAUGUUUAGAAGGUAAAAAUAUCUGAGUUUCUAUUUAUUGUUCAGUGUCUAAUAUAGCAACAUGUCUUCUAGCAUUUGAAGAAAUGAAUUUCCCACCUGCAAAUAUCUAUUCAAAAUUUUACUGAGAAACAGCAAGUGAGUUUUAACCUCUGGAAUUUAAAAUAUAAUAAUAAGCUGCCCAGCUUGUACAAAGGUUGGAUUCAGUCCAUUAUACAUGGGUAGUAGCAUAAAAGACAAACCAACAAUUCUGCACCAUUUACUUUAAAAAUUAAAUAGUUUAAGCUGA
Kogia breviceps (pygmy sperm whale) is the source of this 1510-nucleotide messenger RNA. RefSeq names its product RNA 5'-phosphate and 3'-OH ligase 1 (gene RLIG1). Gene Ontology annotation, molecular function: RNA ligase (ATP) activity. Lineage: Eukaryota; Metazoa; Chordata; Mammalia; Artiodactyla; Physeteridae. The record is from RefSeq and is a predicted model, not a curated record. Gene Ontology annotation, biological process: response to reactive oxygen species.